Messenger RNA from Seriola dumerili (greater amberjack), 3626 nucleotides. RefSeq names its product 3-hydroxy-3-methylglutaryl-coenzyme A reductase-like. The record is from RefSeq and is a predicted model, not a curated record. NCBI's taxonomy places the organism in Eukaryota, Metazoa, Chordata, Actinopteri, Carangiformes, Carangidae. Gene Ontology annotation, cellular component: peroxisomal membrane; endoplasmic reticulum membrane. The transcript has 20 exons. Bases 145 to 2796 code for a protein of 883 amino acids. Gene Ontology annotation, molecular function: protein binding; hydroxymethylglutaryl-CoA reductase (NADPH) activity; NADP binding. Gene Ontology annotation, biological process: sterol biosynthetic process; coenzyme A metabolic process; isoprenoid biosynthetic process.
CGUUACAUCAGAUCGAAGUAACCAGCCAGCUAAGCGAUUUGUGGAAGAGACACUAUUAUGAUGGAAAGGACUCUGUGAUCACGGAGAAACUCACCUCUGGAAGUGAGGCUGUGACCUUAGGCAGCAGGAAGGAAUCCUUAGGCCAUGUUGGCACGUCUGUUCAGGCUCCACGGCCUGUUGGUGGCCUCCCACCCAUGGGAGGUAAUAGUGGGCACCCUGGCUCUCACCGUCUGCCUCGUGUCCAUGAACAGCCUGGCAGGGAGCAGCCAGAUGUGCAGCUGGAAUGAGUGCCCCAAAGUCGAGGAGAAAGUCCACAGCAGUGACAUAAUCAUCCUGACAGUCACUCGCUGCAUGGCCAUCGUUUACAUCUAUUUCCAGUUCAAGAAUCUCCGACAACUGGGCUCCAAAUAUAUACUGGGUAUUGCAGGUUUAUUUACAGUGUUUUCCAGCUUUGUGUUCAGCACUGUGGUCAUCCACUUCUUCGGGAAAGAGCUGACGGGUCUCAAUGAAGCCCUGCCGUUCUUCCUCCUGCUCAUCGACCUCUCCAAAGCUUGUGCAUUGGCCAAAUUUGCUCUCAGCUCGAACUCUCAGGAGGAGGUGAGAGAGAAUAUUUCCCAGGGCAUGGCCAUCCUGGGCCCCACCUUCACCCUGGAUGCUCUGGUUGAGUGUCUGGUCAUUGGCAUUGGCACCAUGUCAGGUGUGCCUCAAUUAGAGAUCAUGUGUUGUUUUGGCUGCAUGUCUGUCCUGGCCAAUUACUUUGUCUUCAUGACCUUCUUCCCUGCAUGUGUCUCACUGGUCCUGGAGCUGUCCAGGGAAAGUCGUGAGGGUCGUCCAAUCUGGCAGCUGGGCCACUUCGCCCGCGUGCUGGCCGAAGAAGAGGACAACAAGCCCAACCCUGUGACCCAGAGGGUUAAAAUCAUCAUGUCUCUGGGUCUAGCCUUGGUUCACGCUCAGACUCGACUAGCAGCUGAGAAUCCAGGUCAGAGCCGGGCAGUGGACGGGCCCGUAGCAAAGAGACUGGACUCCGAUGGAACCGUGUGGCCUCUGAAGCUCACCAGUAUGGACCUGGAGCAGGUGAUAACCCUCGGUCUGGCCCUGCUCCUGGCUGUGAAGUACGUCCUCUUUGAGCAAACGGAGACUGAGUCUUCCCUCUCGCUGAAGACCCCCAUUAUCAGCUCCUCUCCACCCCAGAAGCCCCGGGUGGCAGACGACUGUUGCAGGAGGGACCUCCCAGCCCAGAAAUUCCAGAAGAGCGGGAAUUGUGUCUCAACAACCAACCCCACCCCCGCGGCUGUCUCGGACCCCAAACUUUCCGCUGAAGCCGAUACAGCGAUCAGAGAGAAGGAAGUGACUCAGGCUCCAGCAGUCUCAUUGGAAAGCAGCGCCUGUGUUUCAUGUCCUGAGGAGCCUCCUGCUCUGACACCUCUCCCUUUAAGUAGCUGUGAUUCAGAGCCUCGUUCGCUGGAGGAAUGUGUGGCCAUCCUCUCAGAUCCUCAGAGAGGCGCCCGUUUCCUCAGCGACGCCGAGGUGAUAAACCUGGUGACCUCGCGUAACAUCCUGAACUAUAAGCUGGAAGCGGUCCUUGAGACUCCAGAGAGGGGCGUGGCCGUCCGGAGGGAAAUGUUAUCACCCAAACUGCCCGUUCCCUCAGCCUUGUCCUGUCUGCCCUACAAGGACUACGACUACUCCAAGGUGAUGGGCACUUGCUGUGAGAAUGUCAUUGGGUACAUGCCGGUGCCGGUGGGAGUGGCUGGUCCUCUUCUGUUGGACGAGAAGCAGUUUUACGUUCCCAUGGCGACCACAGAGGGCUGCCUGGUCGCCAGCACUAACAGGGGAUGCAGGGCGCUUUCUCUGAGCGGGGGUUGCCGCAGCAGGAUCCUAGCUGACAGUAUGACCAGGGGUCCCGUGGUGAGACUGCCCUCGGCGUGCCGGGCUGCAGAGGUCAAAGUCUGGCUCGAGACCCCGGAGGGUUUCAGUCUGAUCAAAGAGGUCUUCGACAAGACCAGCAGGUUUGCUCGCCUGGAGAAGCUGUUGGUGGGUUUAGCUGGGAGGAACCUUUACAUCCGCUUCCAGUCGCAGACAGGAGACGCCAUGGGCAUGAACAUGCUCUCCAAGGGCACUGAACAGGCUCUGCAGAGACUCCAGCAGCAGUAUCCAGAUGUUGAGGUGCUGUCGCUCAGCGGCAACUACUGCACCGACAAGAAGUCUGCUGCCAUAAACUGGAUUCUGGGCCGGGGCAAGUCUGCUGUGUGCGAGGCCACCGUCCCCGCCAAGGUGGUCAGGGAGGUGCUGAAGAGCAGAACAGCUGCUCUGGUGGAGCUCAACAUCAACAAGAACCUGGUGGGCUCGGCCAUGGCGGGCAGUAUAGGGGGCUUUAAUGCUCAUGCUGCCAACAUCGUAGCAGCCAUAUACAUCGCCUGUGGACAGGAUCCUGCUCAGACAAUAGGCAGCUCCAACUGCAUCACUCAGAUGGAGCCUGCUGGUCCAGAUGGAGAAGACCUGUACAUCAGCUGCACCAUGCCCUCCAUAGAGCUGGGGACUGUGGGAGGGGGCACCAACCUGCCGCCACAGCAGGCCUGUCUACAGAUGCUCGGUGUCCAAGGAACCAGUCCCAACCAGCCCGGUGAGAACGCCCGUCAGCUGGCCCGUGUAGUGUGUGCCACCGUCCUGGCUGGAGAGCUCUCCCUGAUGGCUGCUCUGGCUGCCGGACACCUCGUCAAGAGCCACAUGAGCCUCAACAGAUCCAAAACAAAUUUGCCAGAAACACCUUCACAGAAGUCAGAGACAGCCGCGUGACGUUGAAUGUUUACGGUCCAUCCAGCGCUCCGGAUACCGGCACAACACGUCACUGUGAGAAUGGAGGGGGGGGGGCUCCUGAUCACCUGGGCUGUGGAAAUCCUUAAAGACUAACAAGCUGAUGAACAGACCAACACAUGCUGAAUCAAACAGCCAACGUGUGCUUGCUUUGUGUGUCGCCCAACCGACUGCGAAAAGAGACUUCCUGGGUUGCGUUGUUAUGUUGCCGUUACUUAUUUGUGCCAUUGGUCUGCAUCUUAAUGCUGCAGUAAAACCAGAGGAAACCUUCGCUGUUGUCGACAGUGAUCCUUCAGACAAAUGGGAAUCAUGACGGGGCCUGGAUCGACAAAAUCCACCAGUCUUGAACCAGUAUCCUGUGCCUCUCAGGAGUCGUGAAGCCAGAAGCCGUCCCUCCGUCACACAUGGGAACACUCAGCUUCUACAUACAGUAAAUCUCUGUGUAGCUCUCCAUCUAAAAUGCAUGAGGUCAGACCUUCAGACAGCUAUAACAUGUUUUUGUGAAACAUUUGCACUCGCCAAAAGCUUUGCUCGAGACAGCUCAGUUACUGCAACAAAUAACAUUAGAUGUUUAAAAUGCCAACUCUCUGCCUGAAUGUAUGUUGUACUAUAUCCGUGUUGUAGGAAAUCACUUGCACAACUUUUCCUGAAUGAAGGUGCUACUGUAUACUGUGUAUACUGUAGAGUGACUAUGGAAAAAAAAAAAAAAAGCACCUGCCGUCAGUUUGUCCAGACUCUGAUCAACCACCCGGACGAACUGAAGAGGCAGGUUGUUUUUCUUUUCUUUUUUUUUUUUAAGGCUCAUAGGAAAA